This is a messenger RNA of Microthlaspi erraticum, 384 nucleotides long. NCBI's taxonomy places the organism in Eukaryota, Viridiplantae, Streptophyta, Magnoliopsida, Brassicales, Brassicaceae. The record is from the annotation of a GenBank genome assembly.
AUGGCGUAUAAAGAUGACAAGCUUUACGUGUAUACGUUAGAUCAUUGCAUCAAGAUUCUUGAUUUGUCAUCUAAAGAAGUCACUUAUCGUAACAAUAUGUUUCACAUUGUUUUGCAACUUGGGGUACUUAUUUGGAAGACGAGGAUAGCGAUUGCGAGCACAGGGGAGGUUUUGAUAGUUCUUAGCUUAAAAUGGUUUUCAGAGGAACGUUUCUUUCACAUCUACAAGAUGAAUAUAGAAAGUGGUGAGUGGGAGAGAAUAGAUUCUCUUGAAGGUGAGAUGUUGAUAUUUGGUUAUGGGGUCACAGUAAGAGCACCGAUCAAAGACUCUAGAGUGAUUCAAUCUAUUUCCGUGGUGAAGUUGAUCUUUGGCCAAGUCGUUUGA